AUGAUUAGCUAUGGCCUUGUCGUCCAAAUCGCCGGCCUGAGCGAAUGGGAAGAUAAGCACAUACUCGACCUGGCCUUUGUUGCGCAUGAGCAGUUCCUGACCCAGUUCGCGAAAGACGACAAUGCCAAAAGAUAUAAGAGUCCCUCGUUGAGUGCGAAAGACAAGCCGCGAGUGACCACUACGAUGGUCGUUGACAACACUGCUUAUAUUGCGACCUCGCUGAAAGGCAAGGGUGCUUACAUCUACGAUUUAUCCAAGUCCGAUAUCAAAGGCAAUCAUCCGUGUGAGGGUCCAGUACUCGAGGGCCUUCGCCGUUGUCAACAGAGAUCUAUCGACCUCGAUAACACCACGCAAAUGCACCGUACGAAGGCCAAAUGCGGAGAGUACAUGGCAGCAUUGGCUUUUUGCAUUGAUACCCGACAGCAGAGAGAACUGUCGGACGCCAAAAUCGUGUCAAUCUUUGCCAAAAGCCCAACCGAGAAUGUUUUGAUCCCGCCUUGCGAUAAAACCAGUUCGGGCGAGAAGGGCGUGUGGAAUGAAUGGGGUUGUAAUGAGUUCACGCAGGAUGUGAAGAUGCAUGUGAUUACCGAUAAAGAUGGGCGAGAGGCCAAGGACGUAGCUGAUGAAGAUAUUCAGCAGCCGAGCGAGCAGACUCGGUAUCCAUGA
Molecule: messenger RNA, 666 nt
Organism: Aureobasidium namibiae CBS 147.97
Lineage: Eukaryota; Fungi; Ascomycota; Dothideomycetes; Dothideales; Saccotheciaceae
Exons: 3
Coding region: 1-666 (221 amino acids)
Source: RefSeq, a predicted model, not a curated record